AUGGCCGACGUACUAAAAGAUGUUCCUUUGAACUCGGUGCAGGUGGAGGCGCUGGUUGUGAUGAAGAUUGUAAAGGCUUGCGCUGCCACCUUCCCAACCACCGCCACUGGGUCCCUCGUGGGCAUGGAUGUUAAUGGCACUCUCCAAAUCACCAACAGCUUCCCCUUCCCUACGGCAGAUGUCGCCGCCUCCGACGCCCAUCCCAACGAUCAUAUGGCUGCCUCGAAUCUGGCAGCAGCAGCACCACGGUCGAAGGCAAAUAUUACAUACCAGAAUGAGAUGAUCAAGUACCUACGAGAGGUUAAUGUGGAUGCGAACAAUGUCGGAUGGUACACGAGCGCGAACAUGGGCAACUUCGUCAAUACCAGCCUGAUUGAAAACCAGUUCUUCUACCAGAAGGAGCUGAAUGAGAAGACAGUUGCGUUGGUGCAUGAUGUUAGCCGAAGCUCUCAAGGUGCUUUGAGCUUACGGGCUUUCCGGUUAUCUCCAACUUUUAUGGCUGCGUACAAGGAAAAUAAGUUCACUACGGAGAACAUGCAAAAGACCAAGUUCACCUACAAGGACAUUCUGGUCGAAUUACCCAUCAUCAUCCACAACUCGCACCUUUUGACCUCGUUCUUACACCAGCUACCCGCUGCACCUCCAACGGAGGACCUCGAAUUCCCCACUAGUCUCUCAGACCUCAAGAGGAACCAGCCCGCCAUCCCUCUCUACCCUAACCUUGAUUCUCUUGAUCUCUCAGUCGACCCAUACCUGGAGAAGUCCUGCAACAUGCUUCUGGAUAGCAUCGAAACACAUUAUACCGAGCUCAACAACUUCCAGUAUUACCAAAGGCAACUUGCGCGCGAGCAGACCAAAAUUACGGCGUGGAAGACAAAACGUGCGGCAGAGAAUGCCACCAGGGUCCAACAAAAGCUGGCGCCAUUACCGGAGGAUGAGUGGGAGCGGGUGUUCAAGCUGCCAACUGAGCCAAGCAGAUUGGAAGGCAUGCUAAAUGCUCGACAGGUGGAGCAAUACUCAAGACAGGUCGAUGGCUUUACGGCUAGUAUUACCAGCAAAAUGUUUGCAGUCAAGAGCAAUCUGUUGCCAGACUCAGCGUGA
Molecule: messenger RNA, 1101 nt
Organism: Venustampulla echinocandica
Lineage: Eukaryota; Fungi; Ascomycota; Leotiomycetes; Helotiales; Pleuroascaceae
Product: Eukaryotic translation initiation factor 3 subunit H
Exons: 3
Coding region: 1-1101 (366 amino acids)
Cellular component (GO): cytoplasm; cytosol; eukaryotic 43S preinitiation complex
Molecular function (GO): protein binding; translation initiation factor activity; metallopeptidase activity
Source: RefSeq, a predicted model, not a curated record